Arachis ipaensis is the source of this 1284-nucleotide messenger RNA. RefSeq lists its product as uncharacterized. Lineage: Eukaryota; Viridiplantae; Streptophyta; Magnoliopsida; Fabales; Fabaceae. Gene Ontology annotation, molecular function: protein binding. The record is from RefSeq and is a predicted model, not a curated record.
AUGGGUUGGAUGGAUUUGCCUCUGGAACUGUCGGAAUUAAUUUUCCAAAGGCUAUGUUUGGAUGAUGCCAUGAAUUGUCGUGCCAUAUGCCGCUCUUGGCGAAAGGCCGCUGACGGCAUAUUUUCAUCUCAGCUUCCAUUGAUGCUCUCUCUUUCAACACCAUCUGCAACUCCAUACACCUGGCCAUGGAUCUUAAAAUCAGAUAACAACAACUUUGGAAGCUUAUCCGCCCCAUGGAGCAACCAUGAUUCCACUGUGCUGACUCAAACAUGGCCCCAAGGAAUCAACCGUAUCGAUAAUAGGGUUCACUCGGUGCAUGGUUGGUUGAUGUUCAAUAUAUUUCAUUAUGCGAGCGACAAGGACCAAACAUUCUCUGAGCUUUCAUUCUUCAACCCGUUUUCUCGUGCCAGUUUCAAGCUUCCAAAGCUGUUCUUGUUUUCUGGAAGGCCGUGCUAUCAUCAAGUUCGUGUUGCAUUCAAUUCUGCACCACCGGGGUCUGAGGAGUUCGUUGUUGCUUUAUUGUGUGUGUUUAGCUAUCAAGAAAAUGUGUUAAUGAGACCAGAACAUAUGAAGCGAAAGCUAGCUUUUAUCAAAUUCAAGCAAGGAUCAUGGAUUGAAUUGGAACCCAUUGAAACCGCUGAAAUCUUCUAUGAUAUUGAAGUUCAUGGUGAUAAUAAACUGUAUGGUCUUACCGUCAAACAUAAAACAAGUGUUGUGUUCGUGUUUACCGUCGGAGAUAAUUAUCGUGAUGAUCAUGUCGUUGAACGAUUGGUUAUGCUAAAUACCAUAGCAGAUAUUCCUGUUGGAAGAUUUAAUUUUUGUCGUACAUCCUUCAAACCAAGGCAUCAGAUGGUAAUGGACACUAGCACAGGGGAGUUGUUGCUAGUUCGUCAUGAUAGAUGGGAUGUUCUAAGUAGAUGUUAUGAUUUAAUUUGUACCAGGGGGUUUCGUGUUUUUAAGUUGGACAGAAGCAUUCUUAGAUGGUGUGAGGUUUUUGAUAUUGGUGAUCGUUUUUUGUUCUGGGAUUACACUAAGGUGAGUCUUGUGUCUUCUAAGGAAUUCAGAGUUGCAGAACGGUUUAAGAGGGGCAACUGCAUCUUUUUCUGUCAUGCAAAUACUCAUAGGGAGUGGAAAUCUCCAAAACCAGAUAUUCAAGAUCAAUUUCGAUUUAAAGAACAUGAUAUUGGUGUCUUCUUCUUGGCCGAUAGAACCAUUAGCCAUUUUCCAAUUAGUUCUUCUUUGCCAUUCUCGCUUCUGAACAUGUGGUUCCGUCCUGUUCCUUAG